Molecule: messenger RNA, 2286 nt
Organism: Bacidia gigantensis
Lineage: Eukaryota; Fungi; Ascomycota; Lecanoromycetes; Lecanorales; Ramalinaceae
Exons: 3
Coding region: 1-2286 (761 amino acids)
Biological process (GO): positive regulation of transcription by RNA polymerase II; negative regulation of transcription by RNA polymerase II
Cellular component (GO): nucleus; transcription regulator complex
Source: RefSeq, a predicted model, not a curated record
AUGAAAGCUGACAUCCUAUUUAUAGUGAAUCCUCAAGUAGAUGCACAGCGUCGUCAGCAGCAUCUUCUGCAGCAACGCCAAUUGCAGCAACAGCAACAGCAACAGCAGUUGAUGCAGCAACAGCAACAGAACGGCGGAAUGCCCACCAACCAGAUGGGUCAUCAAUUCUUUCAAGCAAACCCCGCAAUGCCAAAUCUUCCACCUCAUCUCCGACAGCAGGCGCAGCAGGCGACACAUUUACAACAACAACAAGCAGCCGCUGCCCAAAUGCGUGCACAUCACCAGCAGCAACAAGCUGCUCAGAUACAUGCUCAGCAACAGCAGCAACAAGCUGCCCAGCAGCAGGCAGCUCAACAGCAACAGCAAGCUCAACAGCAGCAGCAAGCUCAACAGCAGCAGCAAGCUCAACAGCAGCAGCAAGCUCAACAGCAGCAGCAAGCUCAACAGCAGCAGCAGCAGCAGCAGCAGCAGCAGCAGCAGCAGCAACAACAGCAAAAUGCCCAGCAAAACGCCCAGCAGCAACAGCAGCAACAUCAAGCACAGCAGCAACAGCAACAGCAACAACAAGCCCAGCGUCAGCAAGCUCUUGCUGCUCAACAGGCUCAACAGGCUGCCUUGCAACAACAAGCUGUCACCCAAGCAGGUACUCCGCAGCCGACGCCCCAGCCACAAAUGCCCACACCGCAGAGCCAAGGAGGACAAGAUACCCAAGCUCGGGAGCAUGCCCAGCAGCAAGUGCAGUUGGCUCAACAGCAACAAAACCAAGGACAUCCGCAAAUACAACAGCAACAGGCUCAGCAGCAGCAGCAAGCUACGCAACAGCAACCGCAACCCCAGGGCCAGCAAGCAAAUGUCCAGCCAAAUCAGUCCCAGCAACACCAGCAAUCUCAGCAAGGCCAACAACAACCCCAAAACCAGCAGCAGACGCAGCAGCAGCGACAAGCGCAACAAGCUCAGCAACAGCAAGUGCAGCAGCAGCAGGUGGCGGCAAUGAAUCAACGAAUAAUGCAAAACAGGAUGCAACAAAACAGACCCCACUGCAGCACAUUGCUUCGCAACUUUGGUGAUCUCCUCAGCCAAGCAUAUGACCAAGGCAGGACGAAGGAUAUCACCUACUGGCAGGCUUUCACCGAUCAAUUCUUCGCGGACGAGGGGACAUUCCGUAUGGGUUAUUGGGGGUCCCUUAUACAAGAACAUAAACAUUUCGAGCUGCCAUACGCCACGAUCCCUCGUUACCUCUUGACACACUUCACGAGUGGUAUCAGCCAUAUACAGCUGCAUUUCGAGUCGCCGCGAGAGAGAGGAUCCCAGAACGGUGGUCGCGUGGCUGAGAGUCAAAGAGCCUCUAUGACUUAUUACUUCGAUAACGGACAUCAGCUUGUUUCCAAUGGAAUGCUACGCGCGCAGUUCAACAGCGAAGAUCAACUUGACAUGCUCGAAAUGGUCGUAAGCGAAUAUUCCGAAUAUGUGCCGCGCUCAGGACUCGAGCAAAAUCAGACUGAACCGCCCGACAUCAAGCAGUCACCAUCAAUGAGCAAGACCGCAGGCAAACGAGCACAGCAAAAGCAGCAAGCUGCUGCCAGCCGACCUCAGCAGCCGGUCGCUCCAGUGCCCAAAUCGGCUGUCAACGAUUACGGCACUUUAAAUUCUGUUAUCGAAGUCUGUGAGCUCGUUGACACUAUGUCCACUAUGAACGAUGUCUUCAAGUUCUCGCAGAAGAACGGCGCCAACAUCCCAGCGUCAGACGCCCUACGCAUCGUUUGUACAAAUUCGCAAUUUGCCAAUCCACAGAUGCCUCAGCAAGUGCAACAGCAGCCAUUUAAUCCUAAUUUGCCUCCGCACAUGCAAGGCCAAGGACCACCUCAAUUUGGCGGUGCGCCACCCAACCAUUUCCUAUCUCCUGCACAUCCUAAUCACCCCAAUCUUCCAGGCACCCAAACGGCAUCGCCUGCGACUCUCUCGAAUCACAACACCCCCGCGAUGCAAAACAUGCAUCUUCAGAGCCAGCAGGGACAACCCGGCCCUGGUGUAAUGGCUGCUCCUACAGGCAUACCAAUGUCGCAUCAAGCAUCACUUCAGGGCACCAACCCAAGCGCAGCAGGUACGCCAUCUGCUCCUGCAGGUUCCGCCAAUGCUAGUCCGAAUGUCGCCGCCGGCAAGCGAAGGCGACCAAGUGGUGUCAAUGAGGAUGAGAUCAACGCUCCAACGGUGAACGGUGUUGGAACGGCUAAAGUCAAGCAAAGCCCCAGGCCUGGCGGUGGAAAGAAGGGAAGGCCUAAUGGUUAG